CACACAAAACAACACACAAUGGUAAUGUAUUGAUGAAACACAAGAAACCCUAAACAACACAUCAGAUGUGGGAGGUGUGUAUGGUCUUAUAAAAGUGUUGGUAUAGGCCGUGAUUUCAGUCUAGUGCUUGAGAAGGACGUUCACACUAAAUUAGAUUUUCUUUUCAUCUAAAUCUAGCAUAAGUUUCUGUGGCAGGUCUUUUGUGUCUUUGAAUUAAUUUAAUGUUUAUGCCAUUUGAUGGUCCUUAAAUGCAAUUAUUGCGAGAUUACACCUAUUAUAUCUAAGUUGUUUAAUAGAAAUUUUAAUUGACUAUAUGUUAAAUUGAUAAUGAUUUAUUGAAAUGAAAAAGUAAAUGUAUGUAUUUGUUUAAUUACUUUUAUUGUAAUCAUACUGUAUAACUCAGUUUUGAUAUUGUUUUUAUAUUUUAAUAUAGGUGUGUACAUAGAUUUUUUAUCAGGUAAUUGUCUUUCCAGGGCCAUGUUUUUUACCAACUUCACUGAAUUCUACCUGCAGGGAUUUCCAGGACUCCAAGCGCAGUAUUAUGGAGCUGUGGGAACAUUUUUGUUUUUUGUCUACUUGACACUGGCAGGAGGAAAUAUCUUUAUUAUUUCUUUUAUUGUAUAUGAGAGAAGCCUUCAGAAACCAACGUAUUUAAUCUUCUGUAAUCUUGCAGUGUCGGAUCUUGUUUUUGGAACUGCAACUCUGCCUACGGCAUUUUCAAAAUACCUUUUCAAUGCAAACACUAUAUCGUUUUAUAGUUGCUUUGUGCAGGUAUUUUUUGUUCAUUAUUUAGGGAGUGUUAAUUCUUUUAUUAUGCUAUUAAUGGCCAUUGAUCGAUUUGUUGCUGUGCGCAACCCAUUUAGAUAUGUUGUUCUUAUUACAAAUAAAAAUAUCCUAAUGGCAUGUGCAGUGAUUUGGACAGUGCUAAUAGCUUUCUUGGUAGUCAUUGUUUACGAAACCUUUGAUGAACCCUACUGUGCUUCUAAUGUAAUAACCCACAAUUAUUGUGAGCAAAAUUCGGUAUCUAAACUAUCUUGUGGAGAUGUAAGGCAAAAGAGGUUUUUUACAUUUGUUAUUGCCAUGUUUGUUCUUUUAGGCCCUUUGACUUUUAUUAUAUUUUCAUUCAUUGCUAUCAUCACAGCAGUUUAUAAAAUUUCUGACAGUCAGGCUCGAUAUAAAACAUUCUCAACCUGCACUCCCCAACUUUUUAUUAUUUGUCUGUACUAUGUCCCCAGAUGUGUUGUCUAUGUGUAUGAUGUGACUGUAACAAUCUCUCCAGGUAUUCGGAUGCUAUUAAUUAUGUGCUACAGUCUGCUGCCACCUGUUGUCAAUCCAAUGAUAUACUGCUUCAGAACUAAAGAAAUCAAAGAUGCACUGAGGAGGAAAUUGAGACACAAAAAAAUCAGCAUGCAGAUGGCAAAGCUGUGGAGCGUAACCUAAAAUAUUUCAAUUGCUAUAGAGUGCAUUGUUUCCACUAUGCCCCGUUUAUGUCCUAUCCUUGUCAUUCUGCCUGUGAUCUGUAAUUCUGACUGUUAUGAUGUUAUCUCAUUUAAUCUGUUUAUUUCUUUGCUGGCAAAAAAGUAAGUGUGUUAUCUGUCGUUUUUUAACAU
Messenger RNA from Misgurnus anguillicaudatus (oriental weatherfish), 1610 nucleotides. RefSeq names its product olfactory receptor 52Z1P-like. Gene Ontology annotation, biological process: G protein-coupled receptor signaling pathway. Gene Ontology annotation, molecular function: G protein-coupled receptor activity; olfactory receptor activity. NCBI's taxonomy places the organism in Eukaryota, Metazoa, Chordata, Actinopteri, Cypriniformes, Cobitidae. The record is from RefSeq and is a predicted model, not a curated record. Gene Ontology annotation, cellular component: plasma membrane.